Molecule: messenger RNA, 1149 nt
Organism: Pygocentrus nattereri (red-bellied piranha)
Lineage: Eukaryota; Metazoa; Chordata; Actinopteri; Characiformes; Serrasalmidae
Product: protein C-ets-1-like
Exons: 8
Coding region: 1-1146 (381 amino acids)
Biological process (GO): cell differentiation; regulation of transcription by RNA polymerase II
Cellular component (GO): nucleus
Molecular function (GO): sequence-specific DNA binding; DNA-binding transcription factor activity, RNA polymerase II-specific
Source: RefSeq, a predicted model, not a curated record
AUGGACUGGAUCUCCAAUGAGUCGGACAGUCUGGAGGUGCCCCCACUCACCCCCACCAGCAAAGAGCUGCUUGGGCAGGCACUCAAUGCCACUUUUGCUGGUUUCACGCAGGAGAGAAACCGCCUUCAUUUCCCUCAGGACCCCCGGUUGUGGUCAGAAUGGGAGGUCAGUUACUGGUUGGACUGGUGCCAGGCUGAGUUUGGCUUGAAAAAUCUAAACUCAGAGUUGAGGAAUAUGCCUGGAAGCAAACUCUGUUCUCUGGACAGAGAGACGUUUCUGGAGUGGGUUGCUGACUGCACUGCUGGAGAAAUUCUAUGGGAACAUCUAGAAACUAUGCAUAAAGAGAGUGAAUAUGACCACCCUGCCCCUCUGGUCCUCUGUGCUUCAUCAUCUCUUUGCCAGUCACAACUGAAUAUAGAAAGCUAUGCUGAGAGUAGUUCAGAUAAAGAUACACCAGGCCAAAUUAUCGAGAAGGUGCAGCUCCACUCACUGGAACCUGCUAGUCCAGCACUUCAGAACUGUUCACAGAUGAGCCUGGAAGGAUCCUCCAGACACCCAGAGCCAUCAGCAGCUCUCUGGCAGUUCAGAAAGAAAACCCUGGACUGUGAAGAGCUCAGGGUAACCACGUCCACUGCAUGGGUCGGCCCACCACCCCUUAAGUUCCAGCAGGGGGAGGAGUCAGUGUGUAAAGAGCUUCUCCUUCAUUCAGCUCACCCCCAUAUAACUUUUAAAGAGUUUGUGAGGGAGAAAGUCAACUUGAGCAGUGCAGUGGUGCCAGCAGCUGUUCUAGCAGGAUACACAGGAAGUGGACCCAUACAACUCUGGCAGUUUCUGUUGGAGCUGCUCACAGAUCGCAGCUGUCAGUCAGUCAUCAGCUGGACAGGAGAUGGAUGGGAAUUCAAACUGACAGACCCUGAUGAGGUGGCUCAGCUGUGGGGUCAGCGUAAGAACAAGCCCAAGAUGAAUUAUGAAAAGCUGAGUCGAGGAUUGCGCUACUAUUAUGAUAAAAACAUCAUCCACAAAAGUGCCGGCAAACGCUACGUCUACCGAUUUGUCUGCAACUUAAAGGGCCUGCUGGGAUACGAGCCUGGGGAACUUCAUGCCAUGCUGGAUAUCCCUGCUAGUGUAAAUGAAGGCUCUGAGUGAUGA